GUCUGCUGUGACCAGAGGACCAGUAAAACAAUGCCAUGUAGAAAAUAUCCCAAUUAAGCUCAUUUGUUUGUAUCUUACGCGGAAGGGUUGCUAAAGGUCACUCAUCACUCAACUCAACUCAACUCUGAGUCACCCAGUAUUGGUUAGUUUUAACUUAUAGCUGCUAUUGCUGUAGGCUAUAGCACUUGCUGACUGACUGCUCGAGUUAUUAGUCAUGAUGGCACCGCUUUGUGGCAGCGGGAAGAGAGGGAGGCCUAUGGCGGUAAAGAUGGUAUUCUUCUCUUUGCUUUUUCUGAUACCAAUGGCAUCAUCGGUAGGCAGCUCUCAUCGGAAACUGGAGGUUCAGAAGCAGUUGAAGCGCUUGAACAAGCCAGCUUUUAAAUCCAUCAAGAGCCCCGAUGGUGAUAUAAUUGAUUGUGUCCAUGUCAAGCACCAGCCAGCUUUUGAUCAUCCUCUUCUGAAAAAUCAUACAGUUCAGAGGACACCGAGUUUUCACCCAAAAGAGCGUUCAUUCGAUGAGAGCAAGCAGGUCUAUUCAAAGUCGACCAAGCCCAUUACUCAGCUAUGGCACUUGAAUGGAAGGUGCCCUAAAGGAACUAUUCCCAUCAGAAGAACUAAAGAACACGACGUAUUAAGGGCAAGCUCCAUUGAAAGUUAUGGAAGGAAAAAGCACCUAAGCAUCCCUCAACCAAAGUCUGCUCAACCUGACCUUAUCACUCAAAGUGGCCAUCAGCAUGCAAUUGUUUAUGUGGAAGGAGAUAAAUAUUAUGGAGCUAAGGCAACCAUAAACGUAUGGAAACCCCAAAUCCAGCAACCUAAUGAGUUCAGCUUAUCUCAAAUCUGGAUUCUGGGUGGUUCUUUUGGUGAAGAUCUCAAUAGCAUUGAAGCUGGUUGGCAGGUGAGCCCAGAUCUUUAUGGAGAUAACAACACUAGACUCUUCACUUAUUGGACGAGCGAUGCGUAUCAAGCCACCGGUUGCUACAAUCUCCUGUGCUCCGGCUUUGUUCAGGUUAACAACGAAAUCGCGAUUGGUGCAAGCGUCUACCCUGUUUCUGGCUAUGGCGGUUCCCAAUAUGAUAUUAACAUACUUGUCUGGAAGGACCCAAAAGAGGGGAACUGGUGGAUGCAAUUUGGGAAUAAAUAUGUGGUGGGAUACUGGCCGGGGUUCCUGUUCUCGUACCUGGUUGACAGUGCAUCAAUGAUUGAAUGGGGAGGAGAGGUGGUGAACUCAGAGGCUGAUGGGCAGCACACCUCCACACAAAUGGGUAGCGGUCAUUUCCCUGGAGAAAGUUUCGGAAAAGCUAGUUACUUCAAGAAUAUCCAAAUAGUUGAUGCCUCCAACAAUCUUAGGGUUCCCAAAGGCAUUGCCACUUUCACUGAGCAAUCCAAUUGCUAUGAUGUCCAAAAUGGCCAAAAUGGCAAUUGGGGCAACUACUUUUAUUAUGGGGGUCCUGGUAAAAACCCCAACUGUCCAUGAUCAUAGUAAUACAUAAAGAAACGACCAAAUCGAUGUAAAUUCUAUUUAAUUUAUUAGUUUGGGUCUCGAUCUGCUGAACUCUAGCUAUGUUGUCUCUGGCUUGCACAAUAUUCAUGUGAUUAAAUCGUUCCAAAUUUGAAAAAUUAUGUGUAUCUGUUUAGACUGUUUUGCUCA
Molecule: messenger RNA, 1651 nt
Organism: Corylus avellana
Lineage: Eukaryota; Viridiplantae; Streptophyta; Magnoliopsida; Fagales; Betulaceae
Product: protein neprosin
Source: RefSeq, a predicted model, not a curated record